UGAGGAGGGGUUGCCAGCCAUCUAAACCCCUCCCCUUUCAUUACCUCACUUCUGUCUAUCUCUCUUACCCCCUCUCUCUUUUUGUAUCUCUCUCCCAAUCUGGCUGAGUUGGUUUCAGACAGUACAUUACACACACAUGCUCAAGCACACGUGCCACUCUGUGUCUUCCUAUCUAGACCGGCUCUCCUCAGCAUCUCCUCUCUCAGUCUUCUACCUCAACAUGAAAGCACAUCAGUAAAGAGUGGAUUAUUCGUCUUGUUUUUAAUCUUCUCUCCUCUACACUUCAUUCUGUGUGUUUGGGUGUCUGUUCCUGGCUGGGAGUGCUCAUGUCUGCGACAGCGCUGUUGGGGGCAACACUAGGUACCGUGUCUGGAGUCCUGACACUGUGUGGUCUCUCCUUGCUUUGCAAGAGCUGUAAAAAGGGGAAACUUGAGGGAAGGGAUGAUACUGAUCCUGAGAAAACCCAACCAAGCAUCCUGCACAGUCUCACGCAGUUCAGUGUGCAGAAGUUGACAGAACCGAUCCAGCCUCAAGCAUCUUUGAAGUUCCCUAAAAUAUACUGGCCCAAACCCUCAGUCCCUUCUCAAGAGGUAAUAAACCAGAACGAUCAUGGAUCAUCUGUCAGCGAAACAUUUGAGGCCAAGCUCAACACCUGUAACCAGGCAACAGGAUGUGAUGAGGUCUUCUCCCCCCCGCGGCAAGCUUCUGCAGAUGAGACUCCCUAUACAUCUGAGCAAACUGGUGCCAUGACGACAAGUAGCUCCAUCCUGUAUCCCAAAUUGCACUUCUCCAUUAGCCUGCACAAAGAGAGUGGAGAGCUACACAUCAACAUUGUGGAGGCGGAGAACAUAUCAGUGGUUCCAGGAUGUGAGGGAUAUAUAUCAGGGUGUGUAAGUGUCUCUGAAGAGCAGAAGCAUGCCCAUACAGCAGUCCACAAGUUGGCAGCACGGGUACAGUGGGGUGAGGACCUUGUGUUUGCCUUGCCCUUGGAGGGCACGCUGGGAGCUGAUGGUCUAGAAGGAGAGGUGUCCCUCUCCCUUCAUUGCUGUGAUCGAUUUUCCCAGAAUUCCACUCUGGGGACAAUGCGCUUUAAACUGGCUGAUGUGAGCAUGAUGUUGGACGCUGACUGCUGGGUUGACUUACAGCCACCGAAACAGGAAGUGACAUCGUCAGCCGGUGAGCUUUUGUUGUCGCUCAGUUAUUUGCCUGCGGCCAAUAGACUUGGAGUGGUUGUAAUGAAGGCAAGAGGACUUCUGUCAGACAAACUUAAAGACAACAUAGAUAUAUCGGUAAAGCUGACUCUGAAACAUCAAAAUGUCAAGCUGAAGAAGAAGCAGACACGACGGGUGAAGCACAAGAUUAAUCCCGUCUGGAACGAGAUGAUGAUGCUGGAACUGCCCAGCGAGCUACUAUCUAAAUCCAGCAUUGAGAUGGAGGUACUGAACCUGGCUGGGCCUGGGACCCUGCUCCCCCUGGGCCGCUGCAUGCUGGGACUCCAAACAUCCGGCACAGGUCUGCAGCACUGGAAACAAAUGCUAGAUAAUCCACGCAAGCAAAUUGCAAUGUGGCAUCCACUGUAUGCCUAAACAUUUAGAAUAAUACUCUCAAAAACACCACCACAUCCAGGCACUGCAUACACAAUGAAUGGUUAAAUCUGUUGAUGUAUUUUACAAUACUGUAGGUAGAUGAGUGAACCAAAUUGUUAUCACUGUACGUUCUCUGCAGAGGUCAAGGUAAAGGUGAAAUAGGACAGUUACAGUACUAAUAUUAUUACAAAGUAGUUCAGAGUCUUUUAUUGUAAGCAGUGCUGCAUUUACCUUUGAUGUUGUUGUCAUUGUGUGGGUUAAAAAUCUUACUAAUAUGAAUUGGUGUGAGUGGGAGCCACCCUAAUCUUUCACAACAACUGUUAGAUUGAUUAGAAAGCCAUCAUUUCACCAUCUGGGUUAACUAUAGACCUGAUUUAGUCCGGCUAUAAGUAACCUAGUCAAAAUAAACUUGAAUUUGGUUACAGUUUGUCUUUGUCAAAAGAACUUGUGAGAUGUAUGAUAUUCCGUCAUGUAAGCAAAGUCAACAGUGAUCGCAAGGUCUUUGGUUUUGUUUAUUUAUUUAUUAACAGCUCAAAUUUUGCCUUGUUUUAGCCUAGAUGUCUAGACUGUGUUGGGAUGGCUAUUGGAUGUCUUUUAAACACAAAAUUGCUUGCUGGGCUGUAUCUUGCCAGUUUUGACUGAACAGAUCGUAAUUCAUAAUUCAAAAAGUCUCAUGUAGGGUUGCAUGCAUUACAAACCAGGAUAUUAUUUAAUAUAUCUAUGAUUGUGUUCACUGAAGAAAUAAAGUCAUAUCUGGGAUGGCCAGGGGUAAGUAAAUUAUGAUAGUUUUUAUUUUUUGGUGAACUAUUCCUUUAACAUCAGUACAGCCCUGCUCACCAUACUCCUAUAAUAGUACAUAAAUCUGCAGGGUCUUAUAAAGGCAGCUUUAUACUUCUCAAGGUGCAUGUAUGGAUCUAGAUGUGUGGCUCGCUUAUUCCCCUAAUUGUCUUGUUAAUGUAUGACUUUUCUCCAAGUUAAUAAUAAUGUAAUAAAAUUUCCACUGUGGCAACUCGAA
Misgurnus anguillicaudatus (oriental weatherfish) is the source of this 2601-nucleotide messenger RNA. It is a transcript of the gene syt13, whose product is annotated as synaptotagmin XIII. Gene Ontology annotation, molecular function: calcium-dependent phospholipid binding; calcium ion binding; clathrin binding. The record is from RefSeq and is a predicted model, not a curated record. Gene Ontology annotation, biological process: synaptic vesicle endocytosis; calcium ion-regulated exocytosis of neurotransmitter. Lineage: Eukaryota; Metazoa; Chordata; Actinopteri; Cypriniformes; Cobitidae. Gene Ontology annotation, cellular component: exocytic vesicle; plasma membrane; dense core granule.